AUGGAGGGGUUCCUACCUGCGUUUCACCCGUACUCUGUGUGCGCUGCCCCGGCUCCGGACAUCGGCUGGGGGAAGAGAGAUGGCCGCUUCAUGGUCCCUCAGGGCCUCAAUUACCUUGAGCUGUGCAAAGCCAUCCUGGCCCAGGUUCACCCCAGUUUACCAUUCCCACUGAGGAAAGCCAUCACCAAAGAGUGCGGCGUGCAGGUGAAUGCCAAAGUGGAUAAAACCGUGCAGUGCUCGCUGGGUCCUAAAACGCUGUUCUGCUCAGAGGGAGUCCCCCUGUCCUCAAAGUCCCCCAAGAGCCCGGGGCUGGUUAAAGCAGAGGGGAAUGCCCCGUACUGCACUACACCGGUGAGCCACAUGCGCUUCCUGCGGCCUGUGUCCAUCUACUCCCCCGUGUUUGACCGCAGGAUCUCCAGGAAGAAACUCAGCUAUGCGGAUGAAAGUGAAGGAGAAGCCGAAGAAUCCGUGGAUCACGUUGAGUCAGGGCAUGAAUGUGAGAAGGGCGACAGUGGCAAAGAGGACACCGGGAAGGACUUCAAGACAACUUUCCACAAGUCUACAAAGGGGUCCAGCUUUCAGUUCCUGGAGCAGAGGUAUGGCUUUUUCCACUGCAAAAAAUGCAACAUCCGGUGGGAGAGUGCGUAUGUUUGGUGCAUCUCUGGAACCAGUAAAGUGUACUACAAGCAGCUCUGCCGGAAGUGUCAGGUUGGGUUUAACCCCUACAGGGUGGAGCCCAUCCUCUGCAAGGACUGCUCUCAGACUACCUGCAACUGUGAGAAGAAGCAGCGGCACAUUAACAUGAAGAGGCCUCACCGCCAGGACCUGUGUUGUCGCUGCAAGGGCUCGAGGUUAUCCUGCGACGCCACCUACAGCUUCAAAUACAUCGUCUGAGCUGCCCUGCAUGUUCGCUCGGGUUUGGAAGCUCCCAUUCCUCAGCAGACAUUCAGUACAUGCCACAAAUGGAAGUUGACGUAAAGGACUUUAAGAUCUUUUGGUUGUUUAUUUGAAGCAAUCUCAAAAACGCCAUCUUUGUUUCCCCUAAUUAUCCUGGAGCGUAACUUAAACAUAAACUAUUUUAGUAAGGAAAAAUUAAAUAAAUGUAUUGCAUAUC
Messenger RNA from Gymnodraco acuticeps, 1114 nucleotides. It is a transcript of the gene zar1l, whose product is annotated as zygote arrest 1-like. Gene Ontology annotation, biological process: translation. The transcript has 4 exons. The record is from RefSeq and is a predicted model, not a curated record. Gene Ontology annotation, cellular component: cytoplasm. The coding region runs from base 1 to 894 and encodes 297 amino acids. NCBI's taxonomy places the organism in Eukaryota, Metazoa, Chordata, Actinopteri, Perciformes, Bathydraconidae. Gene Ontology annotation, molecular function: mRNA base-pairing post-transcriptional repressor activity.